GACCUGCUAGUCGAGCGUUUAACCAGGAAAGCCUACGAGCUGCAAGAACAGGUUGCCCUGUUGGAAGCUCAGUUUGUGACCCAGGCGGAGGACACAAGAGUGACCCGGCAAGCAGUAAAUGAGGCUUGUAUGGAGGUCCAGGCUAUUAACAUGGAGAAAAAGCGCUUGCUGAGCCACUGGAAUAGCAGCUUAGCUGGAAUGAAGCAGAGAGACGAGGCCUAUGUUGCCACACAAGAGUUGCUGAGCAAGUACAGACAUGACCUCAAGUCCCUAGAAAUGGAUAUCCAUGGCUGUAGGAAGUCCAUCAGGAAGGAGGAGGAGAAGAAUGAGUUGCUGGUCACCGUCCUGAGCCGUUCGCAGAACGAUGCCAACACGACAAAGAAACUGCUUGCCCUGUGCCUUGAGAGGCAGGAGGCCUUGAAGGUUGGAUUUAGCACCUACUCUCGUGUUCUCCAUGAGACAGAGCAGGCCCUCAGCAGGACCAGGAUGGAUCAAGCUGCUCGUCUGGACGAGUUGCUGUCCAUCAGUAAGGAUAUAGAGAAGGGAACUGGUGCCAAAGAGCAGAUGGAGAAUGAAAUCAUGGCAAAGGUUCAGGACCAGAUGAUAUCCAGCAAAGCCACAAAGCGCUUCUCCCAGCUGACUGCAAAACUUCACAGGAGAAAAACGGAUCUGGAGCUGCAUUUUUCCAAGGUUGAGAAUGAUAUGGCCCAGGUUAUUCUGAAUGCAACACACACCACCUGCAGGCUGACAAUUCUCCAAAAAACACUUUGUGAGCUGGACAAGGAAAUGGCAACUGUCCACCAUCUGAUCAGCCAGGGUGAAAGGGAGAUUGCGAAGUGCAGUGUCCUGUUGGAGAACAAGCAGAGGGUCAUCAGCCAGUACAACAAGAGGCUGGAGGCGAUUCUUUCUCAGAAGGGGCAGCAAGAACUGAGCCCACUGGAAAUGGAGAUCAACAGGCUGAGCAAGCAGAUAGAAGAAUACAAUUCUGAGGUGGUGGCACUGCAGAACUACUGGCUCCAUCUGCAGAAAGAGCUGGUGAAGUUAACACACGAACGGGAGGAACAAGAAGCCUCCUUGGCUACGUUAAAGAGACAGAUGACGGUAAUGCAGCAGAAGAAGGUGCGCACUGAAAGUAAGUCAUUCCCUGAGUCUGUCCUCAGAUAUGAAAAGGACCUCGAACGUCACAUGAGGAACAUGUCAAAUGACUUGAUUAAGCUGAAUGUGUUGAUCAACAAGAACAACAGCAGCUUCAAGGACCUGCAGUAUGGCAACAUGAUCACAGAGAACGAGUUUGUACGCUCCCUCAAGGCAGCAGAAAAAGAGUCGGUGGAGUUGCAGGAGAAGCACAGUCAGUUGACUGAGGAGAAGGAGAGGCUCCUCAACAGCCUGGUGGAAGCAGAGCAUCAAAUCAUGCUGUGGGAGAAGAAGAUCCAGCUGACGAGGGAGAUGCGUGCCGCGAUGGAUUCCGAGACGGGACAAGGCGAGAUCCAAGCCAUGAGAACGGAGCUUCAUAGGAUGCAAGUCCGCUACGUCCAGCUGAUGAAGCAGCAGGAGAAGAUGAUCCGUGACAUGGAGGCAUCUGUUUCUCGCAGAGAGGCGAUAGCGACUCACGGAGGGGGUCAGAACAACACAGAUCAGAAACGUGUCGCCAAGAGCGGCUUCCGCCGCAAGAGGCAGGAGCUGAGGAAGAAGAUCAGCGAAGCCCAGAAGAAUGCUGAGGCCUGCACCAAAACCCUCCUGGAGCUGGAGAGCGCCCAGGCGUCCCUUAGCGCCUCCUUCUCCGAAAAGCAGCUGGCGUUGUGCCAACUGCAGGGUGAGUCCCACAGCCUCGAUUCGGACGCAGAAUGUCUUCGGGACAAGAAACGAUGGAACCUUUUGGAGAUUGUGGCCUACCAGACACGCCAGAAGCACCUGCAGGCACUGAAGGAAGGGAAGUACGCUCCCCUGUGCCGUACCGAGCAAGCCUGGAGAAAGGAGCAGCAGAAAGUGGAGGGCCGGCUCCGUACCAUCAGCGCCAUCGUCCACCAGCUCCAGCGGGAGCAUCCCCAGCACCGUGGGGCUCUCCAGGGGCUCAGCCACUGCCUGGGUGCCAGG
This is a messenger RNA of Eurypyga helias (sunbittern), 2094 nucleotides long. It is a transcript of the gene CCDC40, whose product is annotated as coiled-coil domain containing 40. The annotation marks the transcript as partial. NCBI's taxonomy places the organism in Eukaryota, Metazoa, Chordata, Aves, Eurypygiformes, Eurypygidae. The record is from RefSeq and is a predicted model, not a curated record. Gene Ontology annotation, biological process: heart looping; axoneme assembly; epithelial cilium movement involved in determination of left/right asymmetry. The transcript has 12 exons. Gene Ontology annotation, cellular component: cytoplasm; cilium.